AUGUCGACCACAACCACCACCAACACCAAGACAGAGGGUGCCUCUGGGCCCCUCAAGCUGUCCCUCGCCUACGACGAGAAGCUUCACGAGGAGUACAAGUACGCUGCCUAUCUCCCGGUCUACGACGAAAAGACGACUUUCCCGCCCCUCAAGCCGUUUGCCUUCCACGACCGCGGCCUCGUCGCCAACAAGGCCAAACCCAACCUGCUGCCCACCGACCCGGCCGCCGGCGUCACCGCCACGCGCCUCACCCCGGCCAUUGGCACCGAGAUCCGCGGCCUGCAGCUGUCCGCCCUGACGGACCUGCAAAAGGACGAGCUCGCCCUGCUCAUUGCCGAGCGCGGCGUCGUCAUCUUCCGCGACCAGGACUUCAAGGACGCCGGCGUCGAGGCCCAGAAGCAGUUUGCCAGCUACUUUGGCCCGCUGCACAUCCACCCCGUCGGCGCGCACGUGAAAGACAACCUGGAGAUCCACAACAUCUACCUCGGCCCGGACAACGAGUACCGCACGCGCCAGCGCGACAACCGCCUGACGACCACGGGCUACCACUCGGACGUGUCGUACGAGCACCAGCCGCCCGGCAUCACCAUCCUGACGCUGCUGAGCGUCCCGCCCGUCGGCGGCGACACGGCCUGGGCGUCGGCGACGGCGGCGUACGAGCGGCUGUCGCCGCCGAUCCGGACGCUGCUGGAGGGCCUGCGCGCCGAGCACAGCGGGUUCCCGCAGGCGGACAAUGCGCGGCGCGACGGCAAGCACGUGCGGCGGGAGCCGGUCACGUCGGAGCACCCGGUGGUGCGCGUGCACCCGGCCACGGGGCAGAAGUCGCUGUUUGUGAACCCGGGCUUCACGAAGCGCAUCGUCGGCCUCAAGAACGAGGAGUCGGACGCGCUGCUGCAGCUGCUGUUCAAGCACAUUACCUUUGGCCAGGACUUCCAGGUGCGCGUCCGGUGGGAGGAGGGCACGGUGGCGCUGUGGGACAACCGGGUGACGACGCACACGGCGAUUGCCGACUACAACGUGCACAACCCGCAGGAGGGUCUGCGCCAUGGCGUGCGGCUGACGACGCAGGCCGACAAGCCGACCGGCGUGCAUGGACUCGAGUCGACGUGGUAG
This is a messenger RNA of Sporothrix brasiliensis 5110, 1113 nucleotides long. RefSeq names its product alpha-ketoglutarate catabolism dioxygenase. Gene Ontology annotation, molecular function: 2-oxoglutarate-dependent dioxygenase activity. Bases 1 to 1113 code for a protein of 370 amino acids. The transcript has 2 exons. The record is from RefSeq and is a predicted model, not a curated record. Lineage: Eukaryota; Fungi; Ascomycota; Sordariomycetes; Ophiostomatales; Ophiostomataceae. Gene Ontology annotation, cellular component: cytoplasm.